Condylura cristata (star-nosed mole) is the source of this 4283-nucleotide messenger RNA. It is a transcript of the gene CORO2A, whose product is annotated as coronin, actin binding protein, 2A. NCBI's taxonomy places the organism in Eukaryota, Metazoa, Chordata, Mammalia, Eulipotyphla, Talpidae. Gene Ontology annotation, molecular function: actin filament binding. Gene Ontology annotation, biological process: actin filament organization. The transcript is spliced from 12 exons. The record is from RefSeq and is a predicted model, not a curated record. The coding region runs from base 53 to 1663 and encodes 536 amino acids.
CACGUCCUCUGUGUGGAGCCCGAACAGCUUAACCCCUGCCCCUGAAUUUCAGAUGUCAUGGAACCCCCAGUACCGGAGCUCCAAGUUCCGCCAUGUCUUUGGCAAAGCAGCCAACAAGGAGAACUGCUACGACUCAGUGCCCAUCACCAGCAGUGUCCACGACAAUCACUUCUGUGCUGUGAACCCCCACUUUAUUGCCAUUGUGACUGAGUGUGCCGGAGGAGGGGCCUUCCUUGUCAUCCCCCUGCACCAGACUGGAAAGUUGGACCCUCACUACCCAAAGGUUUGCGGGCACAGAGGAAACAUCUUAGAUAUCAAGUGGAACCCUUUUGAUGAUUUUGAGAUUGCUUCCUGUUCUGAAGAUGCCACGAUUAAGAUAUGGGACAUCCCCAAGCAGUUGCUGACAAGGAACCUCACAACCUACAAGAAGGAGCUGGUGUGCCAUGGCCGCAGAGUGGGCUUGGUGGAAUGGCACCCCACCGCCGCCAACAUCCUCUUCAGUGCCGGCUACGACUACAAGGUGAUGGUCUGGAAUCUGGAUACAAGAGAGCCUUUAAUCACAAGCCCGGUCAAGACAAUUGACUGUCACCACGAUGUGGUCCUGUCCAUGUCCUUCAAUACUGAUGGCAGCCUGAUGGCCACUGCCUGUAAGGACCGAAAGAUUCGGAUUCUCGACCCCCGAACAGGGGCCAUCCUGCAGGAAACUCGCCUCCAGGGACACAAGCCCAGCAAGGUGCUGUUUCUGGGGAACCUGAAGAAGCUGUUGUCCACAGGCACAUCCCGAUGGAACCACCGGCAGAUAGCCCUGUGGGACCAGGAAAACCUUUCUGAAUCCGUCAAGGAGGAGGACCUGGAUGGCUCCUCAGGCGUGCUCUUUCCCUUCUAUGAUGUGGACACCAACAUGCUCUACGUGGUGGGGAAGGGAGAUGGGAAUAUCCGCUACUAUGAGGUGAGCACGAACAAGCCUUAUCUUAGCUACCUGACUGAAUACCGCUCCAACAACCCUCAGAAGGGAAUUGGUGUUAUGCCAAAGAGGGGUCUCGACGUGUCAUCCUGCGAGAUCUUCCGCUUCUACAAACUGAUUACAACCAAAAACCUCAUCGAACCCAUAUCCAUGAUUGUACCCCGCCGGUCUGAAUGCUACCAAGAGGACAUCUACCCACCCACAGCAGGGGCCCUCCCCUCCAUGACCGCCAAGGAGUGGCUCAGUGGCAUGAAUAAAGGGCCAGUCCUGGUAUCCCUUAGGCCCGGCUCCGAGAUGCUGAGUUCCCAGCCUCCGCCUGCAGAGAAACCCCUCUCCAGCCCCCCUACCCCUACCUCGUCCUGGCCCCCCGACCUGAAGGAAAAGGUGGUUCCCGAAGAUAGCCGAAGGCCCUUCUCCCUGCCAGAGAGGACAUCAAGAUGGGUGCCAGAGCACAGACACGAGGAGAAGAAAAGCUGUCUCACAAACGGCUUUGAUGUCUUCGAAUGCCCCCCACCAAAGACAGAGAAUGAGGACACCCAGGUGACCGUCCAUUCUGUUCUUUGCCAGCUGCUGCAAAUGUUCUACCGGCAACAGGAAGAGAUCCGAAGGCUGCGGGAGCUGUUGGCCCAGCGUGACGUCCAGGCCAAACAGUUGGAACUGGAGAUCAAAAACUUGCGGAUGGGCUCAGCGAGGUUCUGAGCACAGGUCUCUGCCCUCCCCACCCUCAGGGACACUACUCGGCUCCAUGGGGAGGUCUGAGACCGAAUCACAGGUCUCCCACGAACAACCACUAUUUCUAUAUUUUUUACCAGAAAACAAAGCUCUCAGUCGCUGAAAGAUUCCAGUGGGACAUGGUGCCGUUUUUCUCGUUGCCUUCUUGCAACAAUAGUUCCUUUCAGAUGCUACCUUGCCUUCUAUUUAAUUCUGUGGUAGGGGCCCCUGGUGAGCUGUAACCUCUCAAAGGGAAAAACACUGUAGAAAAAUGGAGCUGGAAGGACCUAGCAGGGGAAUCUACCUCUGGGUUUGAGACUGUGACCACAGAAAGGGAGAAAGACCAAACAGAAAGCCUGUCCCCUCCCCCACCUGAACAUGCACCUGUUCAAUCAGCUGCUCCCCUUCUUUCCAUUUCAUAUAUUGGCUUCUGUGGAAUAAAUAUAUCUACUGCUUUAAACAUAUUAGGAGCUUUAAAAGCAGUAUCUGGCCAAACUCAUUUUGCAGGUGGAGAAACUAAGACCCAGAGAGACGCAAGUGAUCAAGGUGUCCCCAAGAGUUCAUGGUGGGACCGGACUGAGCUCCUGGUCCCAAGGGUCUGGCCUUCUGCUGUUCUCAGCUCCUUGAGCAAGGAGGCCAUUGGCUCUGGCCUCAGCUGCGUUUCUUCCAGUCUCAAUUUCUCCAUCUGAACAAGGGACCCUGGGCUGUGCUGCCCUCUACAGGAUCUGGCGCUCAAAACCAGACUUGGCCUUGACCUGAGAAAAUUACAUGUGGGCUAUUGAUCUGAGUUUGCUGCAGGAGCUCAUCAGACAUCAGAUUUUCAGCUCACUUCUAGAACACAGACAGGAAGUCCAAACCAUCCUCUCUUUAACCAGAAUGAGCCGAAUGAGGGGAGACAUUGCCCCUUAUAGGGGGAUGUGGACAGAGCCCCUCAAGCUCAGACUGCCCCCUCCAGAGCCUUCAGGGCACAGAGCGAGCAAACUCCAGCAUGAAGUAGGCAGAUUUCACUUCAUGGGAACAGAAAAGGCCUCCAGCAGGCCAGGUGCCUCAGCUCUGGAAGUGUGCCAACAGAGCCCGGGGCCAUCCAGCUUAAGGACGCUUCUGGACAAGGUGGAGGCAAGGAAGUAGGACCAGGUGACCCAGAUUCUCAUCCAGCCUGAGUUUUUGUGGUGACCCCCCCAUAUGAAUCUGUUUCUGGACUCUUCUCCAAGGGUUUUCUUUCAGUGGUCAGUACAACGGACCAGCUAGAUACAAGGAAUGCUUGGAAACUAAUGUGACCCCACCACCACCAAUCUUGCCCCGGAAGUACAGGUGAGGAGGUCUGCGCACUGCCAGAUGGGGGCACUAUAAGAGCCCACCUGGCGUGAUAGGUCUCAAUGCAACAGUGCAUGAGAAUCCCCAAGGGUGUGUUUAGGAAAUACAGAUGCCCAGGCCCAACCCCAGCCCAGUUGGCGUGGUGUGCUUUUCUAAGCUCCCAGGUAAUCAGCAGGGUAGUGGCCAUGGAGACCCACCAGCCAACCUAGCAGUGCCGAUCUGCGUGGAGAUGAGGACAGUGAGCCUGGCAAGCGGAGAUGCCAACUCCAUCGUUUAAGUCCUAGUCCACGGCUCCUAAAAAAGUCAAAAAACAUUGUCCCAACCCUCCCCCAAAUCUGUAGCCCUAUGGGAAAUCUGGGCCCCUGGCUGCCGCUGCCCCAAGCCAGGACUGAGUUCCCUGUCUACCUGCACACAUCAGGUGCCCACCUUGUCUUGGGCUCCAUUUCCUCAGUCUCUGGGGCUUGCCAUAUUUGCCAAAGGUCAGACCCCAGGCACUGUCAGGGAAGCAGAGCUCCGCUGGCUGAUCACCUCUUCCACCUCUUCUAUCCACGUGCACUUCACAGUUUGCUAAGCCCUUCUCUCUGGACGUGCUCUUCGCCAGCAAAGAUGAGGUGGCAUUGCCUCCCCGUGUUCAAAAGGAAAGAGCCAGCCUGAGAGAAUGAAGAAACAUCCUAAGCCAGGACAGUAGUGGAGAAGCAGUGUCAGGGGCUGAGUCCCGGGCGUGUCUUGGCACCAGCUCUCCCGAGAACCAUCCAGUCCCACCCUAAGGGCCCCAGACUCCCAUGUUUAAAAACUGGACAACGGCAUCUUCGAACAAACUUUUGUUUUUUACAUCUAGAGUAAAUUAUUUAAAUUAUUUCACAAGGGAGAGGGAGAGGUAAUUUUUAUCAGAUAUUUUUUUAAGACUUUUUUUAAAAUUACGUUUUUGUUAAUGUUCUUGACUAAUGAAAUAGAGCGUGCCCUCAUCUCCUUAUACCGUAGCCUGGGACCCCCCCGACUGGUGACUCAGGAACUUUCUGAGAAUGAAGACAGCACUGAGAGAUGAGCUUUGAGGUGUAUCCACCUUAGCUCUACCAUAAUUGUCCUUCCUGGAACAAAACUUGAGAUUGUAUCAUAGAGAGAAACCAGAAGUCAAAAAUCAGUCUAUGCUUUUUCAUAUGAAACCGUGCCUGAAAUAGUUUAAAUGAUUGUUUUAAUGUUGCUGAAAUUCCUUGUACCUUUAUUAAAAAAUAAAAUAGAUUCGGAAUUGUGCAAUGGGAAGAAUGUAACAAAGUAAUAAACAUCUGUCUAGAAA